AUGGCGGCUUCGAAGACAAACCUCCCAGAGCCCUCUUACUCUGCCGUCUUCACUGCAUCCGUCUCUGCAGAGAUCGACGCCCCGAUAGAGAAAGUAUGGGAAGUGCUCACCGACUUCACCAAAUACCCUGAGUGCCAGGAGGUCGUCGACAAAGACAAGAAGAAGGUCGAGGACCAGACCCCCGCCAAGGGCAAAUACCUCUCGAUGCUCACGCACAUCCCGCCCACCAUGGACGACGGUGCGAAGAAGCAGCCCGCGUCUGUGCUCAUCACCCACUGCGACGACGAGACCCACCGGCUGUGUUUCUCCGGGCUCAUGUCCUCCUGGUUCAUCCGGUCGGAGCGUUGGCAGGCUCUUAGUACCACGGAGGAUGGCAAGACGUUCUACGAGUCGCGCGAGAUUUUCGCGGGCAUUGGCUCCCCGAACCUGAUGAAGAGCUUCCAGGCGAUGGCGGACACUCUCAAGGCGAGAGCUGAACAGCAGUGA
Molecule: messenger RNA, 486 nt
Organism: Epithele typhae
Lineage: Eukaryota; Fungi; Basidiomycota; Agaricomycetes; Polyporales; Epitheliaceae
Exons: 3
Coding region: 1-486 (161 amino acids)
Source: RefSeq, a predicted model, not a curated record